Messenger RNA from Lepus europaeus (European hare), 4433 nucleotides. Its product is annotated as zinc finger protein 260-like. The record is from RefSeq and is a predicted model, not a curated record. The transcript has 7 exons. Lineage: Eukaryota; Metazoa; Chordata; Mammalia; Lagomorpha; Leporidae. Gene Ontology annotation, biological process: regulation of DNA-templated transcription. The coding region runs from base 433 to 2625 and encodes 730 amino acids.
GACUACAGUGGGAAGAGCAUCCCUGCGGUGGCUCGGCCUUCUCUGCUCUGAGAAGAGGAAGCCGGAGGCUUCGGGAGCGGGAAGUGGUCCAGAAGCUGCUCAGGUGUGGAUGUAGGUGGUUGAGCAACAGACAGUCCUUCCUUCUUGAUUCUACACAAAGAUACAGCUCUCUGCAGUGCAUCUGAGAAGCAGCAGACAACCCAAAUUCUUGAGUCCCUGCCACCAUGAGGGAGACCUGGAUGGAGUUCCAGAUCCGAGCUUUGAUCUGACCCAGUCCCAGCCAUUGUGACCAUUUGACUUUCAGGUGAUUGACGAGGACAGAGUCCCUAAGCUGCGAAGAGACUGAAUUUUGGAAACUACGUCCAGAACUCCACAGUGUGUAUUUAGGUGCUCUUCCCUCAGGCCUGCAGGUGGACAGCAAGAGCAACAGUGAUGAUAGCAUUUGAAGACCUGGCUGUGUUCUUUACUUGGGAGGAAUGGCAGAACAUGAACCAAGCUCAGAAAAUCCUGUACAGGGAUGUGAUGCUGGAGACCUACAGCAGCCUGUUCUCCCUGGGGUACUGCAUGACCAAACCUGACUUGAUCUUCAUGUUGGAGCAAGGAGCAGAGCCCUGGAUGGGGGAAGAAUGCCUACAUCAGAGCCUUCCAGUUGCCAUGAAACUGGAUGAACUGAUUAAGACCAACCAGAAAAGUCUGGAGGAAAAUCUGAAUCAGGAUGUUAUGAAAAAUAAUAAGACAUUAACUUCCAAGGGAGUUGAAUUCAGAAAAACACUUAAUUUAAGUAUAAGCCAUAUUCCAAAACUGAGUAUCAAAAAGAGAAACUAUUCAGGAAUAAAACCUGAAGAAUGCAGUGUAUGUCACAAUGUGUAUCCCCAUUGUGGGCCUGAUCAACUACAAGCUGGAGAGAAAUUUGAUGCUACUACGGUACCUGGGAACACUCUCCAGUUCUGUGAGCCUCUUAAUCAACAGCACAAAAUUCAGACCAUGGAGCAGGCACUUGAACAAAUUGGACAAGGGAAAGUCUUCAAAAGGAAGAAUAUAUUCUAUGAAUCUGAGAAGCUUUUUAUGGUAGAAACCUGUAAUAAGCCAACUGCCACUAUUGGCAAGACAACUGAAAUACUACAAGAUUUCCAUAAAAAGUCUAACCUCAGUAUACAUCAACAAAGUCCCAAAAGAGAGAACGUUUAUAAGUAUAUUGGGCCUGUGGAACCUGUCAUUUACCAAUCACAUGUUAGAAUGAAUCAUAGACCAAAUAUAGAGAAGGAAUCCUAUGCAUGUAAAACUUGUGGGAAGUCAUUCAGUAAUAAAUUCUGCCAUCCCCUCCAUCACAGCACUCAUAUAGUGGAAAACCCUCAUGUGUGUAAUGAUUGUGGAGAAACCACUCACCAGAUGUCACCAGGUGUCAUUAGACAUCAGAGAAUUCACACAGGGUUGAAAUCUUAUAAAUGUAAUGACUGUGGGAAGUUCUUUGACCAGAAGAAACACCUCAUAAAUCAUCAGAGAAUUCACACAGGGAAGAAACCUUAUGAAUGCAAUGACUGUGGAAAAACCUUUGGCCAGAAGUCAAACCUCAUAAAUCAUCAGAGAAGUCACACAGGGGAUAAGCCUUAUGAAUGCAAUGACUGUGGAAAAGCCUUUGGCCAGAAGUCACACCUCAUAAAUCAUCAGAGAAUUCAUACAGGUGAUAAGCCUUAUGAAUGCAGUGACUGCGGAAAAGCCUUUGGCCAGAAGUCACACCUCAGAACGCAUCAGAGAAUUCACACAGGGGAGAAACCUUAUGAAUGCAGUGACUGUGGAAAAACCUUUGGCCAGAAGUCAAGCCUCAGAAAGCAUCAGAGAAUUCACACAGGGGAGAAGCCUUAUGAAUGUGGUGACUGCGGAAAAACCUUUGGCCAGAAGUCAUCCCUCAUAAAUCAUCAGAGAAUUCACACAGGGGAGAAACCUUAUGAAUGCAAUGACUGUGGAAAUGCCUUUAGCCAGAAAUCAACACUCACAAAUCAUCAGAGAAGUCACACAGGGGAGAAACCUUAUGAAUGCAGUGACUGUGGAAAAACCUUUGGCCUGAAUUCAAACCUCAGAAAGCAUCAGAGAAUUCACACAGGGGAUAAGCAUUGUGAAUGCAAUGGCUGUGGAAAAACCUUUGCCCAGAAGCCACACCUCAUAAAUCAUCAGAGAAUUCACACAGGGGAUAAGCCUUAUGAAUGUGGUGACUGCGGAAAAACCUUUGGCCAGAAGUCAUCCCUCAUAAAUCAUCAGAGAAUUCACACAGGGGAGAAACCUUAUGAAUGCAAUGACUGUGGAAAUGCCUUUAGCCAGAAAUCAACACUCACAAAUCAUCAGAGAAGUCACACAGGGGAGAAACCUUAUGAAUGCAGUGACUGUGGAAAAACCUUUGGCCAGAAGUCAAACCUCAGAAAGCAUCAGAGAAGUCACACACGGGAUAAGCGUUGUGAAUGCAAUGGCUGUGGAAAAACCUUUGCCCAGAAGCCACACCUCAUAAAUCAUCAGAGAAUUCACACAGGGGAUAAGCCUUAUGAAUGCAAUGACUGUGGAAAAACCUUUGGCCAGAAGUCACAACUCAAAAUGCAUCAGAGAAUUCACACCAUGGAGAAAGCUUAUAAAUGAAAUGACUGUGGAAAAGCCUUUGGUCCCAUCCUUGCAUACCGAGGAUAAAUCCCACUUGGUCUGGGUGGAUGAUCUUUCUGAUGCAUUGUUAGAUUAAAUUGGCCAGAAUUUUGUUGCAUAUCUUUGCAUGUAUGUUCAUCAGGGAAAUUGGUCUAUAAUUACUUUCUCUGUUGUAGUUUUUUCAGGUUUAGGAAUGAAGGUGAUGCUGGCUUCAUAGAAAGAAUUUGGGAGAAUCACCUCUCUCUCAAUUGUUUUGAAUAACUUGAGAAAAAUUGAAGUUAGUUCUUCUUUAAAUGUCUGUCAGAAUUCAACAGUGAAGCCAUCCAAUCCUGGGAUUUUCUUUGUGGCAAGGGUCUUUAUUACUGAUAUCAUUUCCAUCUGGUUGUGGGUGUGUUUAGUUUUCCUAUAUCUGUGUUGCUCAAUUUACGUAGGUUUUAUGGAUGUCAGGAUGGUGGAAAGCCUUUUUGCUGUAAUUCAUAACUCAUAAGAUAUCAGAGAAUUCACACAGGGAAUUUUCUAUAUGACCUUUUUGUACAAGUUAUAUCUCAUGAAAUAUUAGAGAAUUCACCAAGGGGAGAAAUGCAUGAAUGUAAUAAAUGUGAAUAAGCCUUUGUGGUGCAAAUCAGACCUCAUCAAACAUAAAAGAAUUCUCAUGGGGAGAAAUUUUACGAAUGUAAUGACUCAGAGCCUUUUACCAUAAUUCAGCCCUCACUGUACAUCAUCAAAUUCAUAUAGGGAAAAACCCCUUUGAAAGUAAAAUCCCUUUAAUUAGAAGCCAUACCUCAUAAGACAACAGGGAAUUCACAUGGGAGAGAAACAUUAUGGGUGUAAUGAGUGUUGGAAAGCUCCUUAUAUCAGAAUGCACAACAUAUAUAUCUAAUGAAUGAAAUACAUGUGAGAAAGCCAUUUCACAUAAGUAAUGCCUCAUAAUCCAUCAUGGAGCUUGAACAAGGGAGAGACCUUAACAAUAUAAUGAAGGUGGAAGAGCUUUUCCCCAAAAUUCAUGUACGUAUUGUGAUAAAACCUUUUGCUGGAAAUCACAUCCUAUCUAACAGACUCAUGUAAUGGAGAAAGCUUAUAAAUAUUAUUAGUGUGAAAAGAUUGUCAGAAGUCAAUGGUACAUCAGAGAAUUGACACAGGUGGUUUCUUAGGAGUAUAAUGAUUGUGUAAAAACAUUUUCUUUAUUUCAGGCUUGUAUAGAUAUAGAAUUCACAAAAGGUAAUAUUCUUUGCAUGCUGUGAAUUUGAUAAAACUGUUAGCCAGAAAUUAGACAUCAACAGACUUCAGAGGAUUCAUAAGGAACAAAAUUCCAUGCAAUGACUUUGGAAAAAUAUUUCUGCUAUAAAUCAGUCUUCAAUUCCCAUGAACAGACUCACAAAUGAGAAAACAUGCAUGCAUAGAAAAGUUUUGUACCAUAAAUUAUCUCUAGAUGGUAAACUAAUAAUUCACACAAAAGAAAAAUCAUGAGUGUAAUGGAAUUGGGAAACCCUUUGCCGUAAGGCAGAUUUCCAGGAAGCUUAGCAAGAUUACAGAAAAGUCUCUGAAAAUGUAACAUGUCUGAAAGAAUUGUUGGCAUCACAGAGUGGAGGAUAGCUCAAGUGCAUGUGUUUUUGUGACCUGGCAUAUAAAUUGGUAUCUCUUUUUCUUUGAUGAAUUCCUUGUUUAUUUAUUGAACAGAUUUAGAGACAAAGUAUUCCUGUCCAUUGAUUUACUAUCAUAUGCCCACAAUUGCCAUGGUAAGGUCUAUGGCAAAAUCUGAGUGCUGAGGGCUGUGAAUCUGAUUCCUCACUGAUAAUGCUGAAGACAUU